CGUUUAUCAAAUAUUUGACUUAUGUGGCAACACUCAAAACUAAAUUAAUAAGUUGCUGAGGAAUUACCGACGGAGUUAAUACAUAUAUUAAAAAACACUGACAUUUAAAAAAUCAUAAAUAACUAAGCCAAAAUGUAUAAAAAAUGUGUUGUUUUAGUUAUACUUUUCAGUGCUCAUAUAUCGAAUGGUUUAUUACGGCGCUGUUAUCAAUGUCGCUCCAGGGGCGAACUUGGCAGCUGCAAAGAUCCAUUUAACUUUAACGCAACUGAUGUUGAACAGGAACCUGGUUUGGCGGCUAUACCUUGUGCAUCUGGAUGGUGUGGAAAAGUGAUCGAAGGUGGUGGCGCAUAUGCAGUAGACGAUUACGACCAAGCAAUUCAGCGAAUGUGUGUGCAGCGGGGGCCAGAUGACAAUCAGGAUCGAUGUGCCAAUACGGUUUACAAUUACAAAAAAGUUUACAUGUGCUUUUGCCAAGGAGACCUAUGCAAUCCUGCAUCGAGAAUUAGAGGCACCACUUUUACUUUGGGAAUUACUUUCUUCGCACUUACGCAUAAUUACUUAUAUUCGUUACUAAUUUAAGUCUUCAAUUAUUAUGUGCUGUUAAUAUAUUUUCCCAGUCACUGCGACCAUAGGCCGAUUACUCAACUUCACAGAAAGUGUUUUAUGUGAAUUUGAAUGUAGGUACGAAUGUUGGAUAAAUACUUACAAUAUAUAUAUAUAUAUUUUAAAUAAGCGGUUUAUUAAACAAUAUUAAAU
Rhagoletis pomonella (apple maggot) is the source of this 756-nucleotide messenger RNA. RefSeq lists its product as uncharacterized. The record is from RefSeq and is a predicted model, not a curated record. The transcript has 3 exons. Gene Ontology annotation, biological process: positive regulation of voltage-gated potassium channel activity; regulation of synaptic transmission, cholinergic; sleep. The coding region runs from base 133 to 579 and encodes 148 amino acids. Lineage: Eukaryota; Metazoa; Arthropoda; Insecta; Diptera; Tephritidae.